AAUGAUCAUGGGGAGCUGAGGAGUCUCUGCCUUUAUCCUGCAAAAGUUGUGUUUUAUUAAAUACUGCGGCGUUUGUUAGAGUGGCGAGCCGUCGGAGGCCACCAUGGCCAACAUCACGAAGAAAGUGUCGUGGUCCAGCCGAGCCGACGAGUCCGGGGCGACCGGGGAAGGCACGCCGCUGCUCAACGGCUCCGAGCAGCCCCGAUACUCCAGACAGCUAUCUGGAGGAGGCAGUAUAUUUCAAAUAGGCAGACUCAGCACGGUGGAUUUGGAAGAGGAGUUGACAUCAGAUGAGGACUCGCUGAGGGGCCGACCCAAAGAAAUCCCUCACAAUGAGAAGCUGCUUUCACUCAAAUAUGAGAGUCUGGACUAUGAUAACAGUGAGAACCAGUUGUUCCUGGAGGAGGAGAGGAGAAUGAGCUACAUUGGUUUCCGCUGCCUGGAGAUCAGCCGCUGGGUGGUCUGUGGUCUGAUCGGCUUCCUCACAGGCCUCAUCGCCUGUUUCAUAGACAUCGUGGUGGAGACGCUGGCUGGGGUCAAAUACCUGGUUGUCAAAGAGAACAUAGAGAAGUUUACAGAGGUGGGCGGCCUGUCCAUCUCUCUGAUCCUCUGGGCUGUUCUCAACUCCGCCUUCGUCAUGGUGGGAGCCGUCAUAGUUGCCUUCUUUGAGCCUAUAGCAGCAGGAAGUGGUAUACCUCAGAUAAAAUGCUACCUGAAUGGAGUCAAGAUUCCCAGGGUUGUGCGACUCAAGACUCUGGUGGUGAAAGUGGGCGGAGUGAUCUGUUCAGUGGUUGGAGGGCUUGCAGUUGGAAAGGAAGGUCCCAUGAUUCAUUCUGGUGCUGUUGUGGCCGCUGGGGUCUCCCAGGGCAGGAGCACCUCUUUAAAGAAAGACUUCAAGAUCUUUGAGUAUUUUCGGAGAGACACAGAGAAACGAGACUUUGUUUCUGCUGGAGCCGCUGCGGGAGUGUCUGCUGCUUUUGGAGCACCAGUCGGCGGCGUUCUGUUCUCUCUGGAGGAAGGUGCUUCUUUCUGGAACCAGAUGCUGACAUGGAGGAUUUUCUUUGCCUCCAUGAUCUCCACCUUCACCCUGAACUUCUUCCUGAGUAUCUACCACAACAAUACAGGAGACCUUUCCAAUCCCGGUCUCAUCAAUUUCGGACGCUUUGAAAGUGACAGUGUGGCCUAUAACCUCUAUGAGAUUCCUCUGUUCAUUGCUAUGGGAGCUAUAGGUGGUUUGCUGGGAGCGCUGUUCAAUGUCCUGAACUACUGGCUGACCAUCUUCAGGAUCAGGUACGUUCACCGUCCUUGUCUGCAAGUAAUGGAGGCCAUGUUGGUUGCUGCGGUGACAGCAACGGUGUCGUUUGCCAUGAUAUAUUUCUCCAAUGACUGCCAGCCUCUGGGGCCAGAGCACGCUGAGGAGUAUCCACUGCAGUUGUUCUGUGCUGAUGGAGAGUAUAACUCCAUGGCAACGGCCUUCUUCAACACUCCUGAGAGAAGUGUCCGCAGCCUCUUCCACAACCAGCCAGGAACCUACAAUCCCCUGACUCUGGGAAUGUUCACGCUGACCUAUUUCUUCCUGGCCUGUUGGACCUACGGCCUGACGGUGUCUGCUGGAGUCUUCAUCCCCUCUCUCCUAAUCGGAGCAGCCUGGGGCAGACUGUUUGGGAUUCUGCUGGCCUCCAUCACCUCCAGUGGCUCGAUCUGGGCUGACCCUGGUAAAUAUGCCUUGAUUGGAGCCGCAGCCCAGCUAGGGGGCAUUGUGAGGAUGACUCUGAGUUUGACUGUCAUCAUGGUGGAAGCUACAGGAAACGUCACAUACGGCCUCCCCAUCAUGCUUGUCCUUAUGACCGCUAAGAUAGUAGGGGACUACUUUGUAGAGGGUCUAUACGACAUCCACAUCAAGUUACAAAGUGUUCCCUUCCUGCACUGGGAGGCUCCUGCCACAUCCCAUUGGUUGACCGCCAGAGAGGUGAUGAGUUCUCCAGUCACCUGCUUUAACAGGAUAGAGAAGGUGGGGACCAUUGUUGACGUCCUUAGCAACACCUCCACCAAUCACAAUGGCUUCCCUGUGGUCGUGCACGUUGCUCCUGGAGACGAGCCAGCAAAGCUCUGUGGUCUCAUCCUUCGCUCUCAGCUCAUCGUUCUUCUCAAACACAAGGUGUUUGUGGAGUUGGCUCGGUCCAGGCUGACGCAGAGGAAGCUGCAGCUGAAGGACUUCAGGGAUGCCUACCCCCGCUUUCCCCCCAUCCAGAGCAUCCACGUGUCUCAGGACGAGAGGGAGUGCAUGAUGGACCUCACUGAAUUCAUGAACCCCACGCCUUACACCGUGCCACAGGAAACAUCUUUGCCUCGUGUGUUUAAGCUGUUCAGAGCGUUGGGACUGAGGCACCUGGUGGUCGUGGAUGACCAGAACAGGGUGGUUGGACUGGUGACUCGGAAAGACUUGGCGAGAUAUCACCUGGGCAAACACGGACUGGAGGAGCUACACCUGGCACAGACAUAGUAGACACACACACAAACACUCACACACAUACACAAACACACACAUACACACAGGGGACUUAACCUGGAGAUCAACAUGCACACCCAUAGACAAUGACCACGUUCACCCGUUGCCUAUUUACCUGCUGACCCCCCCCAGCUAUGCACCCCGCCAGGACGCCGUCAGGGGUCAAGAGGUCACGAUCAUUCUCUGAUGCUAAAACGGCUGCCAUGACAACACAAGGACAUCCAUAAUCUGGUUCGUGAACAAACAAGCAUUGGAUAUGCUGUAUAGUCAUAGCCAUGUUUUACACGGUAAAAACUACCUGAGGUGUAGUUGAGUUGAACUGACAUGCAGAAAAAUCCAUAAUGGAGCCACCAAUUUUUUUUUUUUUUUGUGUGUGUGUUUUCUUCACCCUUGUUUGUAAAUGGGCAACACAGCAUCUUAAUGGUUGUGAACUCCUUUAGUGUAACUGUCUGUUACUGACUGAGUCUGUCUGUUGUUGUUCCAUUCAAUAGCAGACCUGGUGUGGAAACAGUGUCGCCAUGUUAGGAAACUUCCCACCUGGUUUUAACUGGGACACGCUGGAAAUCAUUUGAGAGAUGACUUCAGUUCUCACUUAUCAUAAUUUGAUUAGUAGCCAUAGUGCUGAGGCAUCAAAUGAUAUAUUAGCAGAAGGCUUAGUCAUUAUUCUCUUCCUCUUUGGCGCCACUCAAGGAAAGGGUUGUGUACGGCUUGGGGGGAAAAUAUAAUGGACAGAAAAUAAGCUUUCUCAGACCUCACUCAUUUUAUGAACCAGGUCAAAUAAAGUUGCAAAUGUGGACAUGUAGAGAUAAAAACGUUCAGUUUACCAACUAGAAGAGAGAAAACAGUGCUUUCCAUUAAACUUUAGCGAUCUCAGCUGGCAAAUGGUAAAAUGCUUUUGUUGUGUCCUCCUCAAUAUGUGUGCCCAAACGGAAAUCCCCUUCUGUUGUUUGUUGUUUUCCAUUACUUAAAAAUUUCGUCUAGCAACCCUGUAGCAACUGAUAAUGUAACAUGCCACAGUGUAAGAAAAUAUUCCUGUGUACUCUUGUACUACCCCAGUAUGGGGUAGUACAAUAAUCCUGGUACAGUAAUCCAUAAACAAGGAAAAGGCAGUGUAAUAACAUCACAUUAUUACUUUAACAUCCAGUUUUACUUAAUCAGGUGAAAACUGAUCAUGUAAUAAUACUGACUAAAAAUGUAAUAGCUGUACUGACUAAAUUAUUGCAUUAUUAAUUACAUCACUAGUGAAACUUAUUUUACAUUCCAUCUGAAGUCAUAUCAUUGCAUAAUGUGAUGAUGCUACUGCUAGUAAUAAUGUAAUGUAAUCAUGUCAGCAGUGUCCAGCAGUGAAUGACAGUAACAGUUUUGCAACAGCAUAACAAUGAUGUAGUCGUUUAUUUGGACAUGUAUUGCAUUUUGGAAAGUUAUUUCAUUUUGAGUUGAUACAGACCCAAAUGAGAAACAGAGUUUUUUGCUUUGGGAAAUUUAGUGCUUUACUCUCCAUUCUGGGUCCUUAGUGUGCUUGGCAUUUUAAGAACAGCCAGCCAUUCAAGGUCUUUAGUGGCUACAUCAGUGAAUAUUUUUUUCCGUUUUUUGUCCUAGUUUUGCACUGUGUAUGCUCAUAUUUAUUGUUUUUGUUGAAUACUUGUGUUUUUAAAUUUGAAAGUGGGGUGAGGUGGAGGGGGCAUGAUAAGACUAAGUUUGAUAGUAAAGUUUAAGAAGAUAUAAGUUUGAUGGUGUUUAAGAAAGGGGUAGACAUCAUUAUUGUGACUCUUCUCUCAUUUGGCCACAAGAUGGAGUUUGAGGCAGAAUUUAGCUGUAAGCAUGUCAGAGACCUGGAGACAGCAAUUCUGCUGUGCAGUCGAGCUUUCGAUGGUACCUCUGCCUUCUCUCUCCAUUUCUUAUCAGCACCUUGGAGUAUAUAUAUAUAUAUACAUUUUUAUUUGUACUACUGUCAGUGGUAACAUGUUUGGUAUGCAGAAUUUUCUAUCACCACCAAAUGUUGCACUUUGACCCACUACUGAAAGACUUUUCCCACAAGUGUCCCGCAAGAAUAGCUGUAAGAAUGUAAACAUUUUGCCACGGUAUCUUCUGUUUAAAUCAUGAAACGGCAUCAAGGAUUUCAGCAACUCAGAUUUUAGCAGAACUGACCGAAAACAUUUCUUGUCAUUUGCAUCCUCACUCUAUUCAAUCAGGAUCAUAGUUUAACCAGAUAAAACACGAAACUGUGUCUGAUUUAAAAUCACCAGUGUGUUUUGUUUAAAAAAAAUCAAACUUUUCUUGAAUUUACUUCAUUGUUUAUAUGUUUUUUUUUUCUUUGUGCACUUCAAUUUUGUGUUUACACAUUUGCUGUUAAUCAUUCUCGUCUCAUCAGUGGUCUUUGUUUUGUUUGUACAGUUCUAGAUGUUAAAAUAUAGACUAUGCUGUAUUUUUAACCAGUUGAUGAACCUUUUGUGAACUAAUAAAGUUGAAAGUUAUCUAUUCCU
Molecule: messenger RNA, 4992 nt
Organism: Myripristis murdjan (pinecone soldierfish)
Lineage: Eukaryota; Metazoa; Chordata; Actinopteri; Holocentriformes; Holocentridae
Gene: clcn7
Product: chloride channel 7
Exons: 25
Coding region: 104-2503 (799 amino acids)
Biological process (GO): transmembrane transport; chloride transport
Cellular component (GO): lysosomal membrane; intracellular membrane-bounded organelle
Molecular function (GO): chloride:proton antiporter activity
Source: RefSeq, a predicted model, not a curated record